AGAGAGAGAGAGAGAGAGAGAGAGAGAGAGAGAGAGAGAGAGAGAGAGAGAGAGAGAGAGAGAGACACACACAGUUAGUUAAUCUUAGCAUGCCUGCAUACGCCACCAACAUGAGGCUUAAGUUUCCCAUCCUGGCUCUGACUCUGGAGAUCAUCACCAUCAUCCUGUUUGCUGUGUUUGUGGUCUACGAUGAUGGGAAACACGGGGGGCACGGAGCCCACAACAACGCCACACACCAUGAGGAGAAGACACAGGAUCCUCUGACCCUCUACCCCAUGUUCCAGGAUGUCCACGUGAUGAUCUUCGUUGGCUUUGGCUUCCUGAUGACCUUUCUGAAGAGAUAUGGCUUUAGCAGUGUGGGCCUCAACCUGCUCCUGGCCGCCUUCGCUCUGCAGUGGGGUCUCCUCAUGCAAGGCCUCUGGCACCUGGACGAUGGCAAGAUCAAAGUCUCCGUCUUCAAGAUGAUCAACGCAGACUUCAGCACAGCCACCGUUCUGAUCUCGUUCGGGGCAGUCCUGGGUAAAACCAGCCCCGUCCAGCUCCUCAUCAUGACCAUCCUCGAGAUCACCAUCUUCGGCAUCAACGAACAUCUGGUGGCUGAAAUCCUGGGGGCCAAUGAUGUUGGGGCCUCCAUGAUUAUCCAUGCCUUUGGGGCGUACUUCGGUCUCGCAGUGGCCCGCAUGCUGUACCGGCCAGCUCUGAGGAACAGCCAUGAGAACGAUGGCUCUGUUUACCACUCUGACCUCUUCGCCAUGAUCGGUACCGUGUUCCUCUGGAUGUUCUGGCCCAGUUUCAACUCUGCCAUCGCUGCACCUGGCACUGAUCAGCUCAUGGCCGUGACCAACACCUACUUCUCCCUGGCUGCCUGUGUACUGUCUGCCUACGCCACCUCCAGCCUGGUGGAGCACAAAGGGAAACUGGACAUGGUCCACAUCCAGAAUGCCACUCUGGCCGGAGGUGUUGCCGUGGGAACCUGCGCUGACAUGGACAUCGGCCCUUUCGGUGCCAUGAUCAUCGGGUUCGUGGCUGGCAUCGUCUCCACCCUGGGCUUCAAGUUCCUCACUCCCAUCCUGGCAUCCAACCUGGGCAUCCAGGACACCUGUGGCGUCCACAAUCUGCACGGCAUGCCUGGCAUCCUCGGGGGUAUCGCUGGCAUUGUGGCUGUCGCUCUGGGCAAGAAGGAUGGGAGCGCAGCCAUGCAGGGUGCAGCCCUGGCUUCAUCCCUUGGGUUCGCUUUGGUUGGAGGAGCCAUUACAGGUCUGAUAAUGAAGCUUCCAUUCUGGGGUCAGCCUCCAGAUCAGAACUGCUUUGAUGAUUCCAUUUAUUGGGAGGUUCCUGAGGAGGAGGAGGGUGAGGAGAGCCUGGCUCACGGAGACCAAAAAGCAGAGGCCUAAAGCUCCCACUCUAUGCUGCACAUACAUUACCCACAACCCUCUGAGCUAGAGAUGGGGAAAGUGAGGAAUCAUGAACCACACAUUACAUAUUGGGUGUACUGUAUCUCAAUAGUCUUAACUGGCUUCCUCUCCUCGUCACUUCUCCUUCAUCUAAUUGGUAGAUCCAUACCAGGACUUCAUGCGUCACCCGAGGACGUAAAGGAGAGAAGCUAUGUUGUACUAUUGAAUUCAACCCAGGAUGGCCAGUGCAGUGAAAUUGUCAGUUAUUUUCAACUAUAGCAUAAAUCAUUGGAUUGGAUGAGACAAAUUGAAAUCAUAUCGUGGUUCAUGCUACCUUUAUUAAGACAUCUCUAAUUCAACUCGAUCAGCAGGGAAAUGUUAGCCUAUGUUGCACUUUUCUGUGUAACCAAACUAGGUCCUCAUUGUCCGUAGAUUUGUAGUAAAUAUUUUCUUCUUCAAUUGAAUAGGAUAGGUCCACUGAAGAAUAUUUGGGAAACAUGUCAUAGCUCAUUAUCAUUUCAACUAAAGUGUAAGAGGUGGGUGUGUUACAUACAAAAAAAACUAUUAUUAGGUGUCAAUGCAAUUUGAGAUAAUAUUGUAAGGAUUUUCUUAUCUUAAAAAAAGUAUGUUUACAGAAACUCAUUUCAACCAUAACAUGCUUGCAGUGCUUUGGAUGUGUUAGUCUGAAAAUGUAUUUAAAUGAAGCAGCAUUUUGAUAUAAAUGAUGCUGAAUAAGUUGCAUUGAAACAUCAACUGUUCGGAGGAAAGAUACUUUCAGGGAUUCUUUUUUUACACUGAAUUUGAUGACCACCGUUCUGAGCCAUUAGAAACAGUAUAGAUAUAGUAGAACCAGUAUAUCAAGCUGACAUUCAAUCAUAUCACCAAUUGUAUCACAUGUUUUGUGACACUAUCAAAAUGUUAACAGACAUUUGUUUUGCCUCAUUAGUUAGGGCUAUACAUUGUAUAUUGUUUUCGACACACCUUUUUAUGUCGCCAUCCAACUGACAUAGACGAUAUUGUGUGCUAAGCCUUGUCGCAUGAAUAGAAUCAACUGCUACUUUGGCCUGCUGCAGAGCUAGGCCGCAUCACUGGAGCUCACUACUCCUGCUGGAGAGAAUCUGAUCCCAGACCAGGCUGUGAAGUUUAGGCAGUAGCUAAGGGCUAGUAUUUAUCAAGCGUCUCCGAGUGGGGGUGCUGAUCUUGGAUCAGUUUUACCUUUCUAGAUCAGCACUGCUGAGACGCUUGAUAAAUAAGGGCCCAGGUCUCACGGGGAACGGAGCUGGGCAAGGAUGGGUUCUGCAUUAACCUACUCUCUGUGUGCAUCCAAAUACUCUAAGGUUCUCCUUAUUCUACCCCGGUAUCCUCGCUACUAAAGUGGAGUGGAGUGUCUUCGAUUUUAAUUUCACCUUCUACGUUUUUUCAAAUACAGAAAGUCAAUUGAAAUCUGAUAUGUCCAAUGAAAAACCAGAUAGGCUACAUGUCACAUGGAUUCUGAAUAAAUGGCGCAUGAGAAAGAAAGCCACUGAGAGA
Messenger RNA from Coregonus clupeaformis (lake whitefish), 2924 nucleotides. RefSeq names its product ammonium transporter Rh type A. Gene Ontology annotation, molecular function: ammonium channel activity. The record is from RefSeq and is a predicted model, not a curated record. Bases 90 to 1394 code for a protein of 434 amino acids. Gene Ontology annotation, biological process: ammonium homeostasis; ammonium transmembrane transport. NCBI's taxonomy places the organism in Eukaryota, Metazoa, Chordata, Actinopteri, Salmoniformes, Salmonidae. The transcript is spliced from 10 exons. Gene Ontology annotation, cellular component: plasma membrane.